Drosophila yakuba is the source of this 1818-nucleotide messenger RNA. It is a transcript of the gene Idgf3, whose product is annotated as chitinase-like protein Idgf3. The record is from RefSeq and is a predicted model, not a curated record. Gene Ontology annotation, biological process: chitin catabolic process; carbohydrate metabolic process. Gene Ontology annotation, molecular function: chitin binding. The coding region runs from base 118 to 1443 and encodes 441 amino acids. NCBI's taxonomy places the organism in Eukaryota, Metazoa, Arthropoda, Insecta, Diptera, Drosophilidae. The transcript is spliced from 3 exons. Gene Ontology annotation, cellular component: extracellular region.
AAUUCAGUUUGGUUUCGCAUCUCGCCGGCGACGGACCGCAUUGCCAAGUAGCACCUCCAAAGUAUAUAGUAUUUGUUUUGACUGCGUAGAGCUCUCCGGGUGUAUCUCUUUACAAAGAUGACUGGCUCUCUGUGGCUCAGUUUGGCACUCAGUCUGGCGGUUUUGGCUCAAUUUAAAGUGAGUGCCGCUCCUAAUCUGGUUUGCUUCUAUGACUCGCAGGGCUUCCAGCGUCAGGGCCUGGCUCAGUUCUCGAUGACCGACAUGGAGCUGGCCCUGCAGUUUUGCACCCAUUUGGUCUACGGCUAUGCGGGUGUUAAUGCCGAUAACUAUGAAAUGCAGAGCAUUAACAAGCGAUUGGACCUCGAGCAGCGUCAUCUAGCCCAGGUCUCCAGUUUAAAGGAACGCUAUCCCCACAUCAAGUUCCUCUUGAGCGUUGGUGGAGAUGCCGAUACGAAUGAGGGUAACCAGUAUAUAAAGCUCCUGGAAUCCGGGCAGCAAGGCCACAGACGUUUCAUCGAGUCCGCUCGGGAUUUGGUGAGGCGUUAUAAUUUCGAUGGUCUGGACCUGGCUCUCCAACUGCCAAGAAAUAAGCCCCGGAAGGUUCACGGGGAUGUUGGCUCUGCCUGGAAGAGUUUCAAGAAGUUCUUCACCGGUGAUUUUAUUGUGGAUACUGAUUCGGAAACGCACAAAGGACAGGUGACUGCUCUGAUCAAGGAUUUGAGUGCCGCUCUGAAACAAAAUGAUCUGCUGCUUAGUCUCACCGUUUUGCCAAAUGUUAACUCAAGCUGGUACUACGAUGCCCCUUCGAUCGCUCCAAGCCUGGACUUCAUCAACCUGGGAACUUUCGACUUCCUGACUCCGCAGCGCAAUCCUGAGGAGGCGGACUUCUCGGCGCCAACAUACGAGGCAGUUGGCCAAAACCGUUUGGGCCACUACAAUCUGAACUUCCAAAUGGAGCACUGGCUACUGCAAAGAGUACCUGCUAAUAAGAUAAACAUUGGCAUUGCCACCUACGGCAGGACGUGGAAGAUGACCAAGGACUCGGGAGACUCUGGAAUGCCAGUGGUUCCCUCUACCCAGGGACCUGCUCCCGCCGGACCUCAGAGCAAAAAGGAGGGUCUGCUCAACUGGGCCGAGAUCUGCUCGCUGAUGCCGAACCCCGGUAAUACCAAUGCCAGAGGUCCCAGUGCUCCAGUGAAACGGGUUCUGGAUCCCACAAAACGUUAUGGCAGCUACGCAUUCCGUGCCGCCGAUGAAAAUGGAGAUCACGGACUUUGGAUCAGCUACGAUGAUCCGGACUCCGCAUCCAGCAAGGCCAUGUUCGCCAGGGUAAGGAAUCUCGGAGGAGUGGCUCUCUUUGAUCUGACCCAAGACGACUUCCGUGGUCAGUGCACCAACGAUCGCUUCCCCAUGCUGCGCGCCAUCAAGUACCGACUUCUCUAAGCCGCCUUCUUUAAGCCGACUUCUCUAGACCAGGCCAUAAAGACAUCUCCAGCACGCAAAUGUCAGAUGAAAAGUUGGGGGAGCGGAGCUGGGAGGGAACAAAUGUCACCCUUUCGGUGGCUAAAGGCCUCCUUCUGUGUCUGUCCCUUUUUGCAAAUUAAUUACAAAGUUGUAAACUAAAAUGCACCGCAAAUUAAUUCGAUGGGCUUGGUCCUGAAAUGGGAAGGGGAGUAAAGGAAAGAGUUAUGUACUGAGAGAAAAGAGGAGGAGCCAAAUGAAAAUGAACGAAAAAAUAUUUAAGAAUUAUGUUGUUAUCUCUGUUUUUAGUUAUGUUUGCCUCUCAAACUAUUCAUAAACUAUUUACGCAAACAAAAA